This is a messenger RNA of Tarenaya hassleriana, 2055 nucleotides long. RefSeq names its product chaperone protein dnaJ 49-like. Gene Ontology annotation, cellular component: endoplasmic reticulum membrane. The transcript is spliced from 2 exons. The record is from RefSeq and is a predicted model, not a curated record. NCBI's taxonomy places the organism in Eukaryota, Viridiplantae, Streptophyta, Magnoliopsida, Brassicales, Cleomaceae. Gene Ontology annotation, molecular function: Hsp70 protein binding. Gene Ontology annotation, biological process: cellular response to misfolded protein. Bases 226 to 1311 code for a protein of 361 amino acids.
CCAUUAGCGAUAUUUUAUUUUCUACGUUGUCCUUUAGGUCUUUUGGAAAUCCCAAAUCCCACCCAGAUGAAUUCCGAUCAGAGUGAGAAACCCUAAUUUUUCCGAGAUUUUUCGAUCUCCCGGUAAUCGAAUCGGGGUUUCGUGUUCGGAUUCGGAAAACUCUCAAUUGAUUGUUUUCCAGGGGGGAUUUUCCUUCGUCUUUGUCGUUUGAUUUCGUUGCCAAACAUGGAUGGAAACAAAGACGACGCGUUGAAGUGCCUGAAAAUUGGCAAGGAUGCGAUGGAGGCCGGAGAUCGAGCUCGAGCUUUGAAAUUCUUAACGAAAGCUUGUCGCCUUGAUCCGAGUCUCCCGAUCGAUAAUCUCGUGUCGGAGCUGGAGAAGCAAUCUGACGAUCCAACGGCUGAGGGUUCGCCUGGAUCCGCAGCCAAGGAGUCGCCAAAGGCGUCGGGUCGGCCUUCUCUGCGACAACGUGGACCAUCGGCUUCGGCGGCUGCAGGGUCAUCAUCAUCGGGAUCGGCUUCGUACACCGAAGAACAGAUCGCGAUCGUGAGACAGAUAAAGUCGAAGAAGGAUUAUUACGAGAUUCUAGGGUUAGAAAAGAGCUGUUCAGUGGAAGAUUUGAGGAAGGCAUAUCGGAAACUCUCCUUAAAAGUUCAUCCCGACAAGAACAAAGCCCCUGGUUCAGAAGAAGCGUUCAAAUUCGUGUCAAAGGCGUUUCAGUGCCUAAGCAAUGAGGAGACUCGGAGAAAGUACGAUAUCAGUGGUUCGGAUGAACCCGUUUACCAACCUCGGCGAGCCGCGAGGAGAAACGGGUUCAAUGGCUAUUAUGACGAUGAAUUCGACGCCGACGAGAUUUUCCGGAGCUUCUUUUUCGGUGGAAUGCCUCCUGCGACUGCCCAAUUCCGCACAUUCAAUUUCGGCGGCGGAAUGGGCGGUCAACGAACCGCCAAUCAAGCAUCUGAUGCAGGGUUCAACGUCCGUGUUCUUCUUCAGCUUCUCCCCGUUCUGCUUAUACUGUUGCUCAAUUUCCUGCCUUCUUCACAGCCAGUUUAUUCCCUGUCUGCAUCGUAUCCUUAUGAGUACAAAUUCACUACGAAUAGGGGUGUCAAUUACUUUGUGAGAUCAUCCAAGUUCGAGCAGGAGUACCCACUUAACAGCCUUGAGCGACAGAGGACAGAAGCGCAAGUCGAGAGAGAUUAUUACUCCGUAGUGUCUCAAAAUUGUCGGUACGAGCUGCAGAGGCAACAAUGGGGUUUUAUCCGCGAAACCCCACACUGUGACAUGCUGCGGAAGUUUGAGUCUGCUGCUUAGCACUUAAACCAAGUUGUUUCGGAGUAUGCUUCCUCGCAUACUAAACUCGGAGGAACAUGGUUGAAUCGAUGACGAGACACAGACAUGGAGGAUAACGGAUGUUUAGGAGUCUUUCGGUAAUAUGGUUCCUGCUUUUUGCUGACGCCCUUUGUUAAAAAUUUGAAGAUCCGAAAAUGCUAUAUAAUAUACAGCCCAUGUGAAGUCUUCUUGAUAUUUGUUAUUGUUUUCCUAUGUUUAUUAAUGUUUAGUAUACAAAAUAACACAGCCGGAUGGUGUUUUGUGUGAUGCAUCUCUACUUCUCGGACUUGAGAAUUUGAUUGGGUGUAAAGAUAUAUCGUAUGAUGGAAAUUUACAGAUUCCAAGCAAAUCCCUUUGGAAAGUAGUCAUCUUUGGAUGCUAUCACCAGCAACCCUGAAUGCAUUGUCACAACUGUUCCGAGGCAAGGCAAGAAGAUAAGGUGAAUGCGGGUUCGGUCACGUACGAAUUCUAGCAUCGCUUCCUUGGCUCGUCCCUUGGCCUUUUGCCCGUUAGCUUUUGUAUCUUCCGUGUACCGAGCAUUUGGAUACCACAAGGUAUACGAAGCUUGGGUACUCGGCUCACGCAAUGCGCCGAGGUUAUGUAUUUCGGUCGAAAGAUGCGAAUGUGCAUGCCGAAAUUGAGUACAGUGGAAAACCCGAAUAUGCGAUCGGUGCCCAAGCUUAAUGGUGUUCCGUUCCUUAAUUCAAUGAGGCCGAAUUUAGAACA